This is a messenger RNA of Microplitis mediator, 4077 nucleotides long. It is a transcript of the gene Picot, whose product is annotated as putative inorganic phosphate cotransporter. Gene Ontology annotation, molecular function: transmembrane transporter activity. Gene Ontology annotation, biological process: monoatomic anion transport; transmembrane transport. NCBI's taxonomy places the organism in Eukaryota, Metazoa, Arthropoda, Insecta, Hymenoptera, Braconidae. The record is from RefSeq and is a predicted model, not a curated record. The transcript has 8 exons. The coding region runs from base 521 to 2095 and encodes 524 amino acids.
GCGCAUGUGUGUUAUAUAGUUUUGUCUUUGAUCGCGCGAGUUGUGAGUCGCGAGUCGCGGGUAUAGAACCGAGUAUCGAGUAUCGUAUUAAUCAUCGUUAUCGGUGUAUCAAUACCUACAUACAUAUACAUCAGUAUAUAAUACUGACCAUUACACAUAUCAUAGUAUUCCUGCAUAAGUAUAUAUUUAUAUAUGUACAUUCUUAAAUAUAACACAUAUUUGUUGUCUGGCGUGUGACGAGUAACUCGUCAUUCGUCAUUACCCUCAGUUGUGCCGCACUCACUACAGGUCGUGUAGUUUAAGUUACUAAUACUUCUAUUAGUAUUACUAGUAAUUAAUUAAUUAAUUAAUUAAUUGAUUAAAAUUAUUGUUGUUUUUGAAUAUUCAAAUUUACUAAAACGGAGUAGUAAAAAAAAAAGAAUAGAAAAAUGUGUAAAUCAAAAUUAUAAAAUUGUAAAUUAGUUCAAUUUAAAUUUUCGAAAUUUAAAUUUAAAUAAAAGUGAAUUUGUGUUACAAUAAAAUGAUUGCCGCAAAUAAUGAUAACCGUGGAAGAAAUGGCCACGUGUUGGUAUGGGAACAACCGGGUCUUGAUGAAACGGAGCGACCGAAACAAAAACGAGCAUGGAUUGGAUCACGUCACAUAGUAACAUUUAUGCUUUUCUUGGGUAUGGCAAACGCAUAUGUAAUGAGAACAAACAUGUCCGUUGCCAUUGUCGCGAUGGUAAACCACACAGCAAGCGAACACGACAAAAAACAAGAAGCGAUGGUAAAUGAAUGUCCAGGAAAUGAUUACACAAAUUCAUCAGAUAAUCACGCUGCAGACGAUGGACCUUUUGAAUGGGAUUCAAAGCAGCAGGGAUAUUUGCUGAGCUCCUUCUUCUGGGGUUACGUUAUCACCCAAAUACCAUUUGGAAUUCUAGCAAAACGCUAUGGUUCAAAAUAUUUUCUUGGCGUAGGAAUGCUUAUAAAUUCGGUGUUCGCUUUCUUAGUCCCAAUUUCAGCAAAAUGGGGCUACGGUUGGCUUCUCGUUAUCCGAUUUGUCCAGGGCCUUGGAGAGGGUCCAAUUGUGCCAUGUACGCACGCAAUGCUGGCAAAGUGGAUACCACCAAAUGAGAGGAGCCGGAUGGGAGCUUUCGUUUAUGCUGGAGCACAGUUUGGAUCAAUUGUAUCGAUGCCACUGAGUGGUUUGUUGUCAAAAUACGGAUUCGCCGGUGGAUGGCCGUCGAUAUUUUAUGUUUUUGGUGCUGUUGGAACUAUAUGGUGUAUUGUUUUUCUUAUUUGGGUCUAUGAGGAUCCUGAACAGCAUCCGAAAAUUUCGGAAGAUGAGAAAAAAUAUAUUCUGAGCGCACUUUGGGGUACUGCUGGAUCAUCUUCCCCACCAGUGCCAUGGAAAGCAAUAUUGACUUCAUUGCCAUUUUGGGCCAUACUAAUAGCCCACAUAAGUCAAAACUAUGGAUACGAAACUUUUAUGACUCAAUUGCCCUCGUACAUGAAGCAAAUUUUACAUUUCGACAUUAAAACCAAUGGUUUAGUUUCCGCCCUACCGUACUUAGCGAUGUGGAUAUUUUCAAUGUUCAUAUCACAGAUCGCCGAUUGGAUGAUUGCCUCCGGUAGAUUUACUCAUACGUCGACGCGUAAAAUAAUAAACACAAUUGGUCAGUAUGGUCCAGCGAUAGCAUUUAUCAUAGCGUCAUAUACUGGGUGCGAUAAAACACUGACCGUUGCAUUAUUUACCAUCGGUAUUGGAUUAAACGGUGGUAUUUAUUCUGGAUUCAAAGUAAACCAUCUCGAUAUAUCACCGAGAUUCGCUGGAAUACUCAUGUCCUUCACAAACUGUCUUGCCAAUCUUGCCGGUCUUCUUGCGCCGGUCAUCGCUGGAUAUAUUAAUGUCGGAAAUCCUUCGCAAGCCAAAUGGCGGAUAGUUUUUAUAAUCUGCGGCGCCAUUUACAUAAUCGGAGCAACGUUUUACAUAAUAUUUGGAUCUGGUCAACGACAGCCAUGGGACAAUCCUGAGAAAGACGAAGAAAUUGAAAGAAAAAGAAGAAAACCAAAAGAUUUGGAAGCGGGAAAAGUAAUAAAUGAAACUCAACAUUGACUAAGUUAUUAACAAACGUUGUUACGUUAAAUUAAGAGUUUAAAAGAAUUAACUUUCAUAUAAAUAUAUAUAUUUAUAUAAAUUUAAAAAAAAAAACCAUUCAUUCCCUCCACAAUGAGAAAACAAAAAGGUCUUCUUCUUUUUUAAAUUUCGCGGUUUUUAAUAAAUAAAAUAAAAUAAGAAUCCAGUCAGGUAGUGUGCCUUGUGUUUAACGUGUAAAUGAUAAUUGUAUGCAAGAUUUAAUGUCAAUAAUAUAAAUAUAUAUAUAAAAUAUGUAUAUCAUAUAACAGACAGUAAUUUAGUACAGCAGUAACUUUUGUUUCUAUUCCGAUGUAAAUAUAAAUUAGAAACGAAUUGAAAUAACAGGUAAGAAUUAUAAAUAUAUAUGUAUGUAUAUUAGGGUGGUCGCUAAAAAAUUAAAUUUUCUCAGGCGCCUCAUUAAAAUCUUCUUUUUAGUGAAAAAAUGCCUGGGGAAUUUGGUUUUUUUUUUUUUUAGUAAAAAGAACACGUGCCGCAGGACGGUCAAAAUUUUGCGAUUGCGGUUUUUUUUAAAUAUCUCUUAAAAUAUGCAGAUUAAAGGAAAAAAUCAUAGGAACAAUUUUGUAGGAAAUCAAAUUCUCCACAAAAAAGGUCUUAUUCAUUUUUUUUAUAAAAUAUGUAUUUACGAAGAUAUUUAAAAAAAACAUAUGUAAUCCUUAAAACGCCCAAUUCAUAGAACCCAAAAAUGUUUUUUUUAAAUAUCUUCAUAAAUACGCAUUUUAUAAAAAAAACGAACAUGACCUUUUUUGUCAAGAAUUUAAUUUCCUACAAAAUUGUUCUUAUGAUUUUUUUCUUUAAUCUGCAUAUUUAAUGAGAUAUUUAAAAAAAACCGCGAUAGUAUCAAAAAUGAACUUUGAUUUUGCGGCACGUGUUCUUUUUACUUAAAAAAAAAAAAAAACAAAUUUCCCACGUAUUUUUUCACUUAAAAGAAGAUUCCUCAGACGCCCCAUAGAAAGCUUCUUUUAAGUGAAAAAAUACAUGGGGAAUUUAGUUUUUUCGUUUUAAGUAAAAAGAACACUCGCCGCAGGACGAUCAAAGUUCAUUUUUCCAUACGAUCGCGGCUUUUUUUAAAUAUCUCAUGAAAUAUGCAGAUUAAAGGAAAAAGUCAUAGAAACAAUUUUGUAGGAAAUUAAAUUCUUGACAAAAAAAGUCUUAUUCAUUUUUUUUAUAAAAUGUGUAUUUAUGAAGAUAUUUAAAAAAAACAUUUUUGGGAUCUAUGAAUUGGGCGUUUUAAGGGUUACAAAUGUUUUUUUAAAAUAUCUUCGUAAAUACACAUUUUAUAAAAAAAAUUAACAUGACCUUUUUUGUUAAGAAUUUAAUUUCCUACAAAAUUGUUCCUAUGAUUUUUUCCUUUAAUCUGCAUAUUUCAUGAGAUAUUGAAAAAAAACCGCGAAUGUAUCGCAAAAUUUGGACCGUACUAAGACACGUGUCCUUUUUAAUAAAAAAAAGACAAAUUUCCCGCGUAUUUUUUCACUACAAAGAAGCUUUCUAUGGGGCACCUGAGAAAAUUUAAUUUUUAACAACCACCCUAGGAUAUAUAGUAUAUAUAUAAAUUUUUUAAAUCAUAAACAAGUGUAUCUGCGGUCGUGUGUAUGUUAGUCGAUUUAAAAACUAAAUAUUUAACAAACUAAAUGUCAAUUUCAAUUGAAACUUCGUAACAAUUUAUUUAUUUAAAUUUAAUUCAAUAAUUUAAAUGUUGUAAUUUAAAAUAAAUUGUUGUAAUGAGGAUUGUCAUUGAAAUUUUAUAAAAUGUUAUCGACAUCAAGGCAGCAGUAUUAGAGUAGAACGCCGCACGUUCGCCACUUUGUUAUGUUAUUUUUUAUUAUCAUUGUUGUUAUUAUUAUUAAUAUUAUUAUUAUUAUUAUUAUUAUUAUUAUUAUUAUUCUUAAUUCAAUGCCAUUUUGUAUUGUAAUUUAAAAAAUAUAUGAUUUUUUCAAAAUUUA